AUGUCGACACAGUACAAAAGGCAAAUGGCAUCUCGGUGUCGUAUUGUGCUUUAUGAUAAGAAAGAUAUAUUUGGUUUUGCCUCCCAUUUUUGGCACAGAGCUCCUAAUAAAACCCUAGGUGGUAAUAGUGAUAAAGGUUAUCUUGUUCCUGAUAAUGUGCCCCUUUCAGCCACACCUGAGAUUAUGAAACGGCCUGCUCGAUAUAUAAAUCUUGGUCGACAGCGUGGCUGCAGGCUACUGACUGCAGUUCUCUGUGGCUUUCUAAGUGGUGAGUGGUGUGGCUGUCCCAGCCUUCAGCGGCUUGCAUCAUGCCAGCUUUGUCAACAGGAUCUGGGAGCGACACAGACCUGUGGGGCUCAGAAACAGUCCACUCUGGCCACCAGAGUCUCCUACUCAGUAGGCAUCCCCUGUGUGGGUUGCAUGCACCUGCUGGCUUGGGGGCCUCUGGCUGUGGGAGUGUCACUAGGGGGCCACUGCACCGGCCUGCUGCUUCUGGCAGGGCCGUGGAAGCAGUGUGGAGGGGGUAAUAGCAGUAGAUUUUCCUGUAGUACAAAGUCACCUUCAGUAGAUACUGUUAAUCAGAAACAGUUAAAAGUUUAUACACAAAAGAAUCCGGUCACCUCCCUGAAGAGUCCUGGGCAGGCGCUGUCGCAACCUUUCUUGGACCGGAGUCUGAUGGCUCCUGAAGGAGAUGGAUGGUUUCUGCAGUCAGCUACUGUGGAACAUGGCGCUACUGUCUACCCCAGGGAAGCUUCUAGUCUGUAUGAGCUGUUGACUGCUUUGCCAGCCCAGCUGCAGCCACAUGUGGAUAGCCAGGAAGACCUGACCUUCCUUUGGGAUAUGUUUGGUGAAAAAAGCCUGCAUUCACUGGUAAAGAUUCACGAAAAACUCCACUACUAUGAGAAGCAGAACCCCGUGCCCAUCCUCCACGGUGCAGCCGUCUUGGCUGAUGAUUUGGCUGAAGAGCUUCAGAACAAGCCAUUGAACAGUGAGAGCAGAGAGCUGUUGAAACUACUGUCAAAACCCAAUGUGAAGGCUUUGCUCUCUGUACAUGAUACUGUGGCUCAGAAGAAUUAUGAUCCUGUAUUACCUCCGAUGCCUGAUGAUAUUGACGAAGAAGAAGACUCAGUAAAAAUCAUUCGUCUGGUCAAAAAUAGAGAACCACUGGGAGCUACCAUUAAGAAAGAUGAGCAGACUGGGGCCAUCAUUGUGGCUAGAAUCAUGAGGGGAGGAGCUGCAGAUAGAAGUGGUCUUAUUCAUGUUGGUGAUGAACUUAGGGAAGUGAAUGGGAUUCCAGUAGAGGAUAAAAGGCCUGAGGAAAUAAUUCAGAUUCUGGCUCAGUCUCAGGGAGCAAUUACAUUUAAGAUCAUACCCAGCAUCAAAGAGGAGACACCAUCUAAAGAAGGCAAGAUGUUUAUCAAAGCCCUCUUUGACUAUGACCCUAAUGAGGAUAAAGCAAUUCCAUGUAAGGAAGCUGGGCUUUCUUUCAAAAAGGGAGAUAUUCUUCAGAUUAUGAGCCAAGAUGAUGCAACAUGGUGGCAAGCAAAGCACGCAGGUGAUGCCAAUCCCAGGGCAGGCUUGAUUCCCUCAAAGCAUUUCCAGGAAAGGAGAUUGGCUCUGAGAAGACCAGAAAUAUUAGUUCAGCCCUUGAAAGUUUCCAACAGGAAAUCAUCUGGUUUUAGGAGAAGUUUCCGUCUUAGUAGAAAAGAUAAGAAAACAAAUAAGUCCAUGUAUGAAUGCAAGAAGAGUGACCAGUACGACACAGCUGAUGUACCCACAUAUGAGGAAGUGACACCGUAUCGGCGGCAAACGAACGAAAAAUACAGACUUGUCGUCCUGGUUGGUCCUGUAGGAGUAGGUCUGAAUGAACUGAAACGAAAGCUGCUCAUCAGCGAUACCCAACACUACGGUGUGACAGUGCCCCACACCACCAGAGCAAGAAGAAGCCAGGAGAGCGAUGGUGUGGAAUAUAUUUUCAUUUCCAAGCAUUUGUUCGAGACAGAUGUACAAAAUAACAAGUUUAUUGAAUACGGUGAAUAUAAAAACAACUACUACGGCACAAGCAUAGACUCCGUGCGGUCCGUCCUGGCUAGAAACAAAGUUUGUUUGUUGGAUGUUCAGCCUCACACAGUGAAGCACUUAAGGACCCUAGAAUUUAAGCCCUACGUGAUAUUUAUAAAGCCUCCAUCAAUAGAGCGUUUGAGGGAGACAAGAAAAAAUGCAAAGAUUAUUUCAAGCAGAGAUGACCAAGGUGCUGCAAAGCCCUUUACAGAAGAAGACUUUCAGGAAAUGAUUAAAUCUGCACAGAUAAUGGAAAAUCAGUAUGGUCAUCUUUUUGACAAAAUUAUAGUAAACGAUGACCUCACCGUGGCAUUCAAUGAGCUAAAAACAACUUUUGACAAAUUAGAGACAGAAGCCCACUGGGUUCCAGUGAGCUGGUUACAUUCAUAA
Messenger RNA from Odobenus rosmarus divergens (Pacific walrus), 2451 nucleotides. RefSeq names its product membrane protein, palmitoylated 7 (MAGUK p55 subfamily member 7) (gene MPP7). Lineage: Eukaryota; Metazoa; Chordata; Mammalia; Carnivora; Odobenidae. The transcript has 21 exons. The record is from RefSeq and is a predicted model, not a curated record. Gene Ontology annotation, molecular function: protein binding. The coding region runs from base 1 to 2451 and encodes 816 amino acids. Gene Ontology annotation, cellular component: cell-cell junction; plasma membrane. Gene Ontology annotation, biological process: protein localization to adherens junction.